UUCUGUAGGAGACCGCUCUGAGUUGUAGAGACAGACGGACGGACACAGACACGGCCGUUGGACCGUACUGACUGCUACAUUUCAGUAUUGUCUCUGACCGUAACAACAAGAAGAUGCCACUGGGUCACGAUUGCCAUGCCUGGAAAAAGAAGACCACAGAUGUGAAGGAUCAGUAUGACUUCAAAGAGAUCUUGGGAACGGGAGCUUUCUCUGAGGUGGUCCUGGCUGAGGAGAAGGGUACCCAGAAAUUGGUGGCUAUCAAGUGUAUCCCCAAGAAGGCUUUAGAGGGCAAGGAAAACAGCAUUGAGAAUGAGAUAGCAGUCCUGCACAAGAUCAAACACGCCAACAUUGUAUCUCUGGAAGAGAUAUUUGAAAGUAAAUCACACCUCUACCUUAUCAUGCAACUGGUAUCUGGCGGGGAACUCUUUGAUCGUAUCAUAGAGAAGGGCUUCUACACGGAGAAAGAUGCCAGUAAGCUCAUUCAGCAGAUUCUUGAUGCCGUCAAAUACCUCCACGACAUGGGCAUUGUGCACCGUGACCUCAAGCCAGAGAAUCUGCUGUACUACAGCAUGGAUGAAGACUCCAAGAUCAUGAUCAGUGACUUUGGUCUGUCUAAGAUUGAGGGCUCUGGCAGUGUGAUGUCGACAGCGUGUGGAACACCUGGAUAUGUUGCCCCUGAAGUGUUGGCUCAGAAACCCUACAGUAAAGCAGUGGAUUGCUGGUCUAUUGGUGUCAUAGCCUAUAUUCUGUUGUGUGGUUACCCUCCGUUCUACCACGAGAAUGAUUCCAAACUAUUCGAACAGAUCCUGAAGGCAGAAUACGAGUUUGAUUCUCCUUACUGGGAUGAUAUCUCUGAUUCAGCUAAAGACUUUAUAGUCCACCUGAUGGAGAAAGAUCCCAACACACGUUACACCUGUGAUCAGGCUCUGCAGCACCCCUGGAUUGCUGGGGAUACUGCUCUGGAUAAGAACAUCCACGAGUCUGUCAGUGCUCAGAUCAAGAAGAAUUUUGCUAAGAGCAAGUGGAAGCAAGCAUUCAACGCCACAGCAGUGGUCCGUCACAUGAGGCGUCUCCAGCUGGGCACCAGCCACGAGGGACCCAACCCCCCCCUGGCCAGUCCGUGCCAAACUCAUCUGCUUGAGGAAGGAGCAGAUGCUUGUUGCGAGGGAGGAUGCUCCCAGAACCUCGACAGCGGAGCUGACCCCCUGUCCAACUGCACCUACCGCUGCCACCCAACCAGCAGGGUGUGAUCCCUGCACCUGCUCCACUUACUUGCCUAAUCAAUCCCAGUGACUUUCCAAAUUUUACCCCCUCGGUGGAACGGGAGGUACCAUCUCCCCCCUUAUCUGGUUAGGAAUACAGCGUCAUUCCAACCUCUCGCCUGCAGGGGGAGCAAGUCUGUCCAGGCUGAGACGGAAGACCUAAAAUGGGAUGAAAGGAGGAGUAGUGAGACUUGAUGAUGAUGAUGAUGAUGCACCGGAGGAUUACUUUUACAGACUGGGGUGGUAGUUUGGGAUGAGUUAAAAUGGGGAGAGGAUACAAAGGAAGGAGGGGAAGAUCACCCCCUCCACCAGCAUGUCAGGGGGGGGUGUUUUUUGCUGAAGCAGGACAGAGCUCAUUGAACACUGUUUUUACUCAUUUUUGGUUCAGCCUGUCUCUUUGUUUUUUUGUUUAUUGUUUUAUACAUAUAUAUAUAAAUAUAUAUUUGUGUUGUCUUUUUAACCUCCUACUGUGGAGUGUAAAUCCAGAGACAAUAUCUGCAUGAUGAGGACAGCGUUUCCCCAUGCAUGUUUUGUUAUCUUAAGAGAUAUACCCUGUUGCAGAAAUGCAGUAUCACAGUACAAUGCAAAUGAUGGAGUGUUGCGUGCAAAGUUGCUAAGGCAUAGAGCAUUUUGAUGCGUUGCAGUAUUUGAAAUGAAAUUCAGUCAAAUCUUGUCAUUUUUUCAGAUCUGCAUUCUGUGUCUUUAAGUCAUGCUUUCAGACAAUCAGUAAGAAUAGUUUAUGCAAUGAAAACUCCAUAUAUGGACUAUUUAGCCUUCCUUGUGGUGAUAUAGUGUUUCCAUGCAGCGGUUUGGCUUCUCCCUCUCUCUUUUUUUUUUCAACCCCAACCUCUUCAACCACUUGAGCACAGGGAUAUAUCUUGUCUAAGGUGCCUUUAGGAUAUACAGUAUGAUGAGUUUAUUUUCAGAUAGCUUCUGAAAUGUUUUGUCAAAGCAUAGACUCUUUCAGUCACUCCAUAUUUUGUAUGUAUCACAUUUUAAACUUUAAAAUGCAGUCAUCAUUACAAUAUGAAACAAUAAUAUUGUUAAAGCCUUUCUGGAGAGCUUAAUCAGGAUUAUUUUCAAAAAGAAUCCUUCAAACACAUGUUUUUUCAGAAUUAUUAUCAGUAUAUUGCCAGCUCUCUCAAAUACAUCAACACAUAUAAAGGAACUGUGUUGAUGUAUUUCAACACAAAUCCUAUAGUACAUUUUAUGAAAAAAAACGGCAUUUGCAAACCAGGAAAAGCAUUGAUCAUUGUGCUUAGCCAUACUCGAGACUAGGCUGAUUUAGUAGGAUUAAGUAUGUUGUGUGAAUGCAAAAAAAAAAAAGACUGCAACCAAAAUAUGAUAUGCAUCUGUCACCAUGUACUGUAAUUGUACCCUCAUUCCAAUCCUUUUCUUUUUACAUUAUUUUACAGACUUUAGUCCUCAACAUGCAGCCUGUUUAGAAAGGAAACCUGGAUUAAAAAGUGUGAAUACGCAUCA
Perca flavescens (yellow perch) is the source of this 2744-nucleotide messenger RNA. RefSeq names its product calcium/calmodulin-dependent protein kinase Ib (gene camk1b). NCBI's taxonomy places the organism in Eukaryota, Metazoa, Chordata, Actinopteri, Perciformes, Percidae. Bases 114 to 1250 code for a protein of 378 amino acids. Gene Ontology annotation, biological process: protein phosphorylation. The record is from RefSeq and is a predicted model, not a curated record. Gene Ontology annotation, molecular function: protein kinase activity; ATP binding. The transcript is spliced from 12 exons.